Messenger RNA from Penicillium vulpinum, 1056 nucleotides. Its product is annotated as putative adenosine deaminase. The record is from RefSeq and is a predicted model, not a curated record. Bases 1 to 1056 code for a protein of 351 amino acids. NCBI's taxonomy places the organism in Eukaryota, Fungi, Ascomycota, Eurotiomycetes, Eurotiales, Aspergillaceae. The transcript has 4 exons. Gene Ontology annotation, molecular function: adenosine deaminase activity. Gene Ontology annotation, biological process: inosine biosynthetic process; adenosine catabolic process.
AUGGAUGAUUCACGGCCAGUUGAUCAGAGAUUCACCAAAGCACUGCCAAAGAUUGAGCUGCAUGCUCAUCUCAGCGGCAGCAUCAGUCGCCAAUGCCUGCAUGAAAUCUGGAAACGCAAAAAAGAGCGGAAUCCAUAUUUCGACGUAGAGGAUCCACUGGUGCUCAUGCCUCCGGGCAAAGUUGAUUAUACACUGGAAACGUUCUUCUCAACAUUUUCCAAAUUGACAUACCAGCUCUGCAACGAUCUAGAAAGCUUGGUGUAUGCCACAAAUUCAGUCCUCGAGGACUUCCUCGGUGAUGGAGUAGUGUAUCUGGAGCUACGGACCAUACCAAGAGCAUCUCCUGGAAUCACUCGAGAACAAUACAUCAACACAGUUCUGGAUACAGUCGAGAAAUUCCGAGAAAAAACUAAACGCAUGUCUGUGUUUUUAAUUUUAGCGAUCGAUCGCGGCAGCAUGAUAGCAGCGGAGGCGGAAGAGAUCGUCAAUCUCGCGAUCGAAAACAAAUCGCGCGGGGUAGUGGGGGUGGAUAUCUGCGGCAACCCAACCAAAGGCGAUGUCAGCAUUUACAAGGAACCAUUUUCAAGAGCCAAAGCCAAUGGGCUAGGCAUCACCCUUCACUUUGCCGAGACGACAGCCUCAGCUUCCCCGAGCGAGCUAGCGACCCUUCUUUCUUUCCAGCCUGAUCGACUGGGCCAUGUCAUCCAUGUACCCGACGAGAUCAAGAAGGAGAUUGCCCGCCGCAAGCUUGGGCUGGAACUGUGCAUUUCUUGCAACGUCCAUGCAAAAAUGAUUAAUGGAGGCUUCUUGGAUCACCAUUUCGGUUAUUGGCGACACGAGGAGUGUCCAAUUGCGCUGUGUACUGACGACGUGGGAUUUUUCUGUAGCCCCGUCUCGAACGAGUACUUGUUGGCCGCACAACAUUUUAGCUUGACUCGUACUGAUCUCUUGGAUAUGUGCCUCAAGUCUGUAGAUGCUAUUUUUGCGGGCGAGUACUACAAGGGGAGAAUCCAAGCUAUGCUUGAAGUAUUUGCUACUCGGUUUAACUCUGCAUGA